AUGCAACAUCCUCCACCCGAUCCUCCAUGCGAGGUUGAUCAAGCCAUAGGAUAUUUAGAAUAUUCUCGUUUUGUUAUAGCUGCAGAGCUGCAUGGUAACAUAAGAUUUGUCAAAGACCCACAAAAACUAUCAAUUGGAACAGGAGUAUUAAUCUACCACCGAUGCGAAUACGAAGGCUGCCCAGCAGGCUUUAAAUUUAUUAAAAAUUUCGACAAUUACAUUUUUAAAUCUGCAAACUUAACUCAUAUUCACUCAGGACCACCACCACAACAUAAAAAUACACCUACAAGUGGUACUUACCGUGCUUGGAUUAAA
Messenger RNA from Trichomonas vaginalis G3, 315 nucleotides. RefSeq lists its product as uncharacterized. The record is from RefSeq and is a predicted model, not a curated record. The transcript has a single exon. The annotation marks the transcript as partial. NCBI's taxonomy places the organism in Eukaryota, Parabasalia, Trichomonadida, Trichomonadidae.